This is a messenger RNA of Telopea speciosissima, 1963 nucleotides long. Its product is annotated as protein DETOXIFICATION 42-like. Gene Ontology annotation, molecular function: antiporter activity; citrate transmembrane transporter activity; xenobiotic transmembrane transporter activity. The transcript has 14 exons. Lineage: Eukaryota; Viridiplantae; Streptophyta; Magnoliopsida; Proteales; Proteaceae. The record is from RefSeq and is a predicted model, not a curated record. Gene Ontology annotation, biological process: transmembrane transport. Bases 126 to 1763 code for a protein of 545 amino acids. Gene Ontology annotation, cellular component: membrane.
CCCAAUGGAAACAUUAAGGUUGUAGCCCUUGACUUGUUUGAAGCAUUUCACGUUAGAGUCAUCCGUUCCACGUUGAGGAGUAGAUCUGAGGAGCUUUUAAGUUUGAUAAUUUAGAGUGUCCAUUAAUGGCAGAAGUUCUAGUUCCAGCAGUCAUAGAGGAGGUUCCACCUGUUUCCAAAGCAGAGGAGGUCCCAGUUAGCUCCGAGGAGGUUCCAGUCAGCACAGAGGAGACCACUCUUUCAGGAAAGAAGAGAAAGAUACCCCUUUUUGUCAUCUUCAAGGAUGCAAGCCGUGUCUUCAAGAAGGAUGAACUGGGCAUGGAGAUAUUAAGGAUUGCAUUUCCUGCAGCACUGGCUCUAACAGCUGACCCCAUUGCUUCUCUGAUCGACACGGCAUUCAUUGGACGAAUAGGUGCUGUGGAGCUUGCUGCUGUGGGAGUCUCUAUUGCAGUGUUCAAUCAAGUUUCAAGGGUAACAAUAUUUCCACUUGUUAGCAUCACAACUUCUUUUGUUGCGGAGGAAGAAACUGUUGCAAGAGUGCAUGGUGAUGAACAUGAAACUGACAAUUUAGAAAAAGGGUUGUCCACAUGCAAAGAUAUGAAGGAAUUUAUUCCAGAAUGUGAUACUGAAAAAACAGCUUGCCAGCCAUCUUCAAACACUGUUGGAAAGUCAAAAAAAUCGAAAUCUAAACAUGUAAAGAGGCAUAUUCCAUCAGCAUCAUCAGCAUUGGUUAUCGGCGGGAUACUUGGCCUUCUCCAAACCAUAUUCCUAAUUUUUGCAUCAAAACCAGUCUUGAGUUUCAUGGGUGUGAAAUCUGGUUCCCCUAUGAUGACCCCAGCUCUAAGGUACUUGACAUUGAGGUCACUUGGUUCUCCUGCUGUUCUUCUUUCUUUGGCCAUGCAAGGGAUCUUUCGAGGAUUUAAGGACACGAAAACUCCUUUAUUUGCUACUGUGGCAGGGGAUCUAACAAAUAUAAUUUUAGACCCCAUACUGAUGUUCGUUGUCCGUUUGGGUGUCAGUGGUGCAGCACUUGCCCAUGUCAUUUCUCAGUACCUCAUUGCUGUAAUACUUUUGUGGAGAUUAAUGAAACAUAUUGAACUGUUACCUCCAAGUAUUAAAGACCUACAAUUUAGUAGGUUUCUUAAAAAUGGUUUUCUGCUCCUUAUGAGGGUCAUUGCAGUAACAUUCUGUGUUACGCUGGCAGCAUCAAUGGCUGCACGGGAGGGUCCAACUCCAAUGGCUGCAUUUCAGAUCUGCCUACAGGUCUGGUUGACAACAUCUCUUCUUGCUGAUGGAUUGGCUGUUGCUGGACAGGCAAUACUUGCAAGUGCAUUUGCUGAAAAGGAUUACGAAAAAGCAAAAGCCACUGCAGCCCGAGUAUUGCAGAUGAGUUUGGUAUUGGGGUUGGGGCUUUCAAUGUUUAUUGGAAUUGGCUUGUUUUUUGGAGCUGGAAUAUUUACAAGGGACAUUAAAGUUAUUCACCUCAUACAUAUAGGCCUUCCGUUUGUCGCAGCUUCUCAGCCUCUCAAUUCCUUAGCAUUUGUUUAUGAUGGUGUCAACUUUGGAGCAUCUGAUUUUGCUUUUACCGGAUACGCCAUGGUCCUUGUAGCUGCAGUGAGCAUUGUGUCCUUAUUCUUUCUGUCUUCUAGCAAUGGUUUUGUUGGAAUUUGGAUUGCUUUGACAAUCUAUAUGAGUCUACGUGCAUUAGCCGGCUAUUGGCGAAUGGGAACUGGAACUGGACCUUGGAGAUUCUUAAGGAGCUAGUUGUACACUCUAUAUAUGAAUAAUGCCUCUUGUUCCCUAGUUUUUUAUACACAGAUAUACAGAUAGAUGUAGAGUUUUCCCUCUUCUGUUUUUUUUUCUGCCCUGAGGGAUAGGUCUGUGAAUCUCUCAUGUGGUGCUCAUUUGUUAUUGCUUCAGUGCUGAGCCUUUCAGACUGUUUUAGUUCAAUGUUGACUCUUUUU